This is a messenger RNA of Misgurnus anguillicaudatus (oriental weatherfish), 2631 nucleotides long. Lineage: Eukaryota; Metazoa; Chordata; Actinopteri; Cypriniformes; Cobitidae. The record is from RefSeq and is a predicted model, not a curated record.
UGACUCCGGUUACGCCCACUGAGUGGCAAAAAGUCUGAGCGACAGCAUUAGCAUAGGGAAAAACGCGUCUAAAAUGGGAAAAGUAGUUGUGUGAUCGACUGUGCUAACACAUUCAACACAAUUUGGAGCGGUCUUUUUCCAGACUGCAAAAAACACUGAAAUGAGAAGUAAUCAGUAGCAGUAUCCAUAUGUCAGCAGCCACUAUGAAAACCAGCCAUUUUGUUGAAUGUUUUGCCACUCAACAAGGCGAGCUCCGUCCGGCGUGGUCACGUGGAAAAGUGACGUCGUUGCAUACCCUCUAUUGAAAUUCAGUAACAAAGUUGGUUAACUCAAAGAAAGGUACACUACCUCCAUAUAAACACCACACACCAGAACAGGACACACGCGUCAGCUCAUCCCGUUCAAGAUGAAGACUUUGAAGCAGUUAAUGAAGGAUUGGAGGUAUCCUACCUCUCUGCUCUGCAUCUAUGGGUUCUUCAGCACAGUAAAGCCCUUAGAACCGUUCCUCAUCCCGUAUUUAACUGGACCAGACAAGAACUUAACUAUGGAGCAGGUGGCCAAUCAGAUUUUCCCAGUGUGGACGUAUUCUUACCUGGGAGUGCUGGUUCCUGUUUUUCUCCUCACCGAUUGGCUUCGUUACAAGCCUGUGGUGGUCUUCCAGUGCUCGGCCCUCUUUGUCACCACUGCGAUGUUACUGUGGGUAAAUGGCGUGCUAGAAAUGCAGGCUAUGCAGUUUAUGUAUAGUGUGGUGACGGCGUGCGACGUGGCUUACUUCUCAUACAUCUACAGUAUGGUGGAGUUGAAGCACUAUCUUAAAGCCACCUCAUACAGCCGGACAGCCCAACUUCUGGGCUACACCGUGGGCUCGGUGCUGGGUCAGGUGCUGGUAUCUUUAGAACUACUCUCCUACAAAAACAUCCUCGUGUUCACACUGGUGCUAACCGGCAUCGGAUGGAUCACCUCGGUCCUUCUCCCAAUGCCCAAGACAAGUAUGUUCUUCCAUCAAAGGAGGAGAUCUAGUGGAGAGGAUGAAGAUGUACACGAGGGCAAUGUUGGGUACGAGGAUGCAGAUGCGGUCAUAGAAGAAGGGUCUUUGACAAAGGACGUUUCUCAAAGCAGUGGCGAGUCCAGCUCUGAAAAUCAUCUAGAUGAUGUAGAGAUGAAUGAAUCUGAGAAACGGCAGAAAGAAGUGGAAGGUUCCAGUGAUAGCAACAGUACAAAAAGUGCAAAGACAGGGGGCUGUGGUGAUGUUCUGCUCCGAUUAUGGAGGGAUUUUCGGCAGUGCUACUCGUCUCGUACAUUGCUUUACUGGUCGGCGUGGUGGGCGCUGUCCACCUGCGGAUACAACCAGACUGUGAACUACGUCCAAGCCCUGUGGGAGCAUGUGGAGCCAUCUAAUAACUUCACUGUAUACAAUGGAGGAGUGGAAGCAAUCUCAAACCUAUUUGGGGCCGCGGCUGCAUACGGUAUAGGUUUCUCAUCAGCGGACUGGUCUCGCUGGGGAGAGAUGUCUUUGGGUGCUCUCUCAGCCCUGGAAAGCGGUGCUCUCUUCGCUAUGGUCUUCAGUGCCAACAUCUGGGUGUGUUAUUGUGGUUAUGUCAUCUUUAAGAGCCUCUACAUGCUACUCAUCACAAUAGCCAUGUUUCAGGUAGCAGCUGGAUUAAACAUGGAGCGUUAUGCUCUGGUGUUCGGAGCAAAUACAUUCUGCGCUCUGGUGUUUCAGACCAUCCUCACCUCAGUGGUGGUGGAUAGCAGAGGACUGGGGCUGGAUGUAGUCACACAGUUUAUCAUCUACGGUGCGUAUUUUGGCAUAAUAGCGGUCCUUUUCUUUUUGAGAGGUUUGUAUACAACGUGUCAAAGGUCCAAAAAGCAACCACAGCAACAGAUGCCAGAAGAAACCCACGAGGCAGAACAUGAUGCACAAAUCAUCAAUGGAACAAAACUAUAGACAUCAAAAUGUAUGCCAGUAGUAACAAAACAAGAGUGUGAUGUCAGUCUGAUUAUUCUACAAACAGAAACACAAUGACUUUUUCUUAGGUAAAAUUCAUUUUAAUAUAUAUUUGUAUAUAUAUUUAUUUAUUUAUAUAUAUAUACACACAUUAACUUAGACUUCUGUAACAUAAGUGGUCUGACUCUCAUAAAAACACCUGUCCAGCUGAGAGUUCGGGAGGGGCUGACAUUCAAAAGAGUCUUGUAGUUUGUAAGUCCUCGAACUGAAGUUUAUCCUUUGCAGAGAGGAACUCCAAAGCGCGAAAGGCAUCACUUUGAUGAUUCCACAUUCUUAUUUAACGUAAAUGUUAUUCACAGCAUGGGUGACGUCAGCGCCAUAUAUGCAGCAUGUGUGUGUCUUAAAGAUACAAAUACUGAUAUGCACAAAGACUUAAAAUUGAGCAAUUUCUAUGAAAGAAUUAUAUACAAGAUUGCAGCAUCAAUAUGAACGGGACAAUGCAAUAACUUAGUUAACGGCCACUUCAGGCAGGCCGGUUCACAGGAACAACACAGAGGAGCACAGCAAAAAGCCCCUUCUCUCCACAGACACCCGCAACACGUUUUGUUUUCUGUUGGCGUUAGUAUAUAUAUAUUCAAUUGCUGUUUUUCAGUCUUUUGUUUUUAAAAACCAAUAAAAAAAUU